UGCGUAUUCGCCUUUUAUCAUAGCAAAUUUUUGUGUUGUAGUUUUGAUCGUAGUUUUGGUCUGCAUUUAGUCAGUAGUUAAAGUAAAUGUCAUUCGUAUGGAAAGUGACUUUGUAUAACAAUUUUAUAUAACAAUUUAUCACCGUUCAUAAAUCGUAAUGUCUGCCCUAUUUAAUUUCCAGAGUUUGCUGACAGUUAUUUUGCUAUUGAUAUGUACCUGUACUUACGUUAGAUCUAUCGUACCCAGUUUAUUGGACAGUCGAUUAGGAAAAGUUGGUUUUCAAGGUACUCUUUGGAAGUGUGCCAGGAUUGGUGAGAGAAAAAGUCCAUACGUGGCAGUGGGUUGCCUUUUUAUGGCUUUCAAUAUCUUAUUUUGGUCUUAAUAUUUACAUAGGGAUUACAAACUAUCAAAAAAUAUUCCAAUCAAUUGCGUAUAAUUUUAUACUAAUUACAGAUGUAAUGGAUUUUAAUGUAAAUAAGCUUAAGUUUAACCUAAAAUGAAAGGAAAUAAUUAAUAUUUUGGCUACUUGCA
Molecule: messenger RNA, 531 nt
Organism: Bombus huntii
Lineage: Eukaryota; Metazoa; Arthropoda; Insecta; Hymenoptera; Apidae
Gene: ksh
Product: protein kish-A
Exons: 3
Coding region: 158-382 (74 amino acids)
Biological process (GO): protein secretion; intracellular transport
Source: RefSeq, a predicted model, not a curated record